Pezoporus occidentalis (night parrot) is the source of this 10689-nucleotide messenger RNA. It is a transcript of the gene CDC42BPA, whose product is annotated as CDC42 binding protein kinase alpha. Gene Ontology annotation, biological process: peptidyl-threonine phosphorylation; actomyosin structure organization. Gene Ontology annotation, cellular component: cytoplasm; cytoskeleton; actomyosin. The record is from RefSeq and is a predicted model, not a curated record. Lineage: Eukaryota; Metazoa; Chordata; Aves; Psittaciformes; Psittacidae. The transcript is spliced from 41 exons. Gene Ontology annotation, molecular function: ATP binding; protein serine/threonine kinase activity; protein binding. Bases 419 to 6007 code for a protein of 1862 amino acids.
CACACACACACACACCCACACACACACACACACACCGCGGGAGGAUGCCCUUUGCCCGGCGGGGCGAAGCCGGGAGAGCAUCUCGCUGCCGGGAGUGAAGCCGGGGCCUGCCGGGCCGGAGCGGGGACGCCGGCGCUUUCCCUCCGGCCCAAGACGCGCACCCGGAGGUUGGAGGAGAAGAAGGAGAGCGCCGUCUCCUCCGCCGCAGCAGCAGCAGUAGCCAUGGGAAGGAUUUGACAGGGCUCGGAGCGCUUCCCAGCGGCCCCGCGGCCGUGCCGGUGUGUCGGGACGCGCGUCCCGCCUGCCGCCCCUUGGCGCAGCGGAGAAGGGCGCGACGAUGAAGACUUUAGUUUUUUUGAAUCACUGAAAAGCCUUAAAAGGAGACUCGUAAUAAUAAUCAUUAAAACAAGAAACCCCAAUGCAAACUGAAACAACCAUGUCUGGAGAAGUGCGUUUGAAGCAGUUGGAGCAGUUUAUUUUGGAUGGACCAACUCAGACUAAUGGGCAAUGCUUCAGUGUGGAAACCUUGCUGGAUAUACUCAUCUGCCUUUAUGAUGAAUGUAAUAACUCCCCUCUGAGAAGAGAGAAGAACAUCCUUGAGUAUCUAGAGUGGGCCAAACCUUUUACAUCUAAAGUGAAACAGAUGCGACUCCAUAAGGAAGAUUUUGAAAUCCUAAAGGUGAUUGGUCGAGGAGCCUUUGGGGAGGUUGCAGUAGUAAAACUGAAGAAUGCAGAUAAGGUUUUUGCCAUGAAGAUACUUAAUAAGUGGGAGAUGCUGAAGAGAGCUGAAACAGCCUGCUUUCGAGAAGAGAGAGAUGUGUUAGUGAAUGGGGAUAACCAGUGGAUCACAACAUUACAUUAUGCAUUCCAGGAUGAAAACUAUUUAUACCUGGUUAUGGAUUACUAUGUUGGAGGAGACCUGCUUACGUUGCUCAGCAAGUUUGAGGACAGACUACCUGAAGACAUGGCUCGUUUUUAUUUGGCUGAAAUGGUGAUAGCUAUUGAUUCCGUUCAUCAGUUGCAUUACGUUCAUAGGGAUAUUAAACCAGACAACAUCUUGAUGGAUAUGAACGGACAUAUUCGAUUAGCAGAUUUUGGUUCUUGUCUGAAACUCAUGGAAGAUGGAACGGUCCAAUCUUCAGUGGCAGUCGGAACACCAGACUACAUCUCUCCAGAAAUCUUGCAGGCCAUGGAAGAUGGAAAAGGGAAGUAUGGGCCUGAGUGUGACUGGUGGUCCCUGGGCGUUUGCAUGUAUGAAAUGCUUUAUGGAGAAACGCCGUUUUAUGCUGAGUCCUUGGUGGAGACCUAUGGGAAAAUAAUGAACCACAAAGAGAGGUUUCAGUUUCCUGCUCAAGUGACAGAUGUCUCUGAAAGUGCGAAGGACCUCAUCCGAAGGCUCAUUUGUAGCAGAGAGCAUCGACUUGGACAAAAUGGGAUAGAAGACUUUAAGAACCACCCAUUCUUUGCUGGGAUUGACUGGGACAACAUUAGAAACUGUGAGGCACCUUACAUCCCAGAAGUCAGCAGCCCCACUGAUACAUCAAACUUUGAUGUGGAUGAUGAUUGCUUAAAAAAUUCUGAAACAAUGCCUCCACCAUCACACACAGCAUUUUCUGGCCAUCAUUUACCAUUUGUGGGUUUCACGUAUACAAGUAGCUGUGUGCUUUCAGAUCGCAGCUGUCUAAGACUGACAGCUGGACCACCCUCCAUGGAUCUUGAUGCCAGCAUUCAAAGAACUUUGGAGGAUAGCUUAGCAACAGAAGCUUAUGAGAGGAGAAUAAGACGUCUAGAACAGGAAAAGCUUGAACUUAGUAGGAAACUGCAAGAGUCAACCCAGACAGUCCAGGCUCUGCAGUACUCAACAGUGGAUGGCCCAAUAACAGCAAGCAAAGAUCUAGAAAUUAAAAGUUUGAAAGAAGAAAUCGAAAAGUUGAAGAAACAGGUAACAGAUUCUGGUCAGCUAGAGCAGCAGCUAGAAGAGGCCAGCACUGCAAGGCGGGAGUUGGAUGAUGCUUCCAGACAAAUAAAGGCUUUUGAGAAACAGGUCAGAACGCUGAAGCAAGAGAGAGAAGAUCUUAAUAAGGAACUGGCAGAGUCUAGUGACAGAUUAAAAUCCCAAGCCAAAGAGCUGAAAGAUGCACACAGCCAGCGGAAAUUGGCAAUGCAGGAGUUCUCAGAGAUGAACGAGCGGCUGACAGACUUACACUCCCAAAAACAAAAGCUUGCCCGCCAGCUCCGAGAUAAGGAGGAAGAAAUGGAAGUGGUGAUGCAAAAAGUAGAAAGUUUAAGGCAAGAGUUACGCAGAACAGAGAGACUUAAAAAAGAACUGGAAGUCCAAGCUGAAGCUGCAGCUGCUGAGGCAUCCAAAGACAGGAAAUUGCGAGAGAGAAGUGAACAGUACUCUAAACAGUUGGAAAGCGAAGUAGAAGGGCUAAAGCAAAAACAGGUUGGUCGCUCACCUGGAGUAAGCAGUAUAGAACACCAGCAAGAGAUCACUAAAUUAAAGGCAGACCUGGAGAAGAAAAGUGUUUUCUAUGAAGAGGAACUAUCUAAACGGGAAAUCAUGCAUGCUAAUGAAAUAAAAAGCCUGAAGAAAGAACUGCGGGAUGCAGAGAGCCAGCAGCUUGCCCUCAAGAAGGAGAUAAUGAUUUUGAAAGACAAGUUAGAGAAAACCAGAAGAGAAAACCAAAGUGAGAGAGAGGAAUUUGAAACAGAGUUCAAACAGAAGUAUGAGCGAGAAAAGAUUCUGCUGACAGAGGAAAACAAGAAACUUUCAAAUGAACUCGAUAAGCUCACUGCCAUGUUUGAGAGGCUGAGUAUGAAUAACCGGCAGCUGGAAGAAGAGAUGAGAGAUCUGGCUGAUAAAAAGGAGUCCGUGGCCCACUGGGAGGCCCAAAUCACUGAGAUCAUCCAGUGGGUAAGUGAUGAAAAAGACGCUCGAGGUUAUCUUCAAGCCUUGGCCUCUAAAAUGACAGAAGAGCUAGAGGCACUGAGGAACUCCAGUUUGGGUGCAAGAGCUACAGACAUGCCAUGGAAGAUGCGCCGCUUUGCAAAACUGGAUAUGUCUGCGAGGUUGGAACUACAGUCUGCUCUCGAUGCUGAAAUCCGAGCCAAACAGGCUAUUCAGGAUGAGUUGAACAAAGUCAAAGCUUCCUGUAUAUCUACAGAAUGUAAAUUGCAAGAAGCCGAGAAGAAGAACAUGGAGCUGUUGACAGAUAUUGAAAGGCUGAAAAAGGAGACAGAAGAGCUUAGAUCAGAAAAGGGUGUAAAGCACCAAGACUCACAGAAUUCUUUCUUGGCAUUUUUGAAUGCGCCUACCUCUGCUCUGGAUCAAUUUGAACGCUCUCCUUCCUGUACUCCAGCUAACAAAGGCAGACGUAUUGACUCAGUUGAGAAUUUUACGUUGUCGAAUACUCCGUCACGGGAUGAAGAUAGCAAGUCUCACCUUCAUUCAAGAUCAAGGUCUCCUUCUACAGCUAGUGAGAUUGAACCAAUUGAGGUUACAGAUCAUCCUCCCCGUUCAAUUCACACACCAACCAUGAGGACAGCAUAUAUUGGAUCGGGACUCUCUGCACCAAAGCCUAAAGCCCACCAGUUUGUAGUGAAAUCAUUUAAUACACCAACAAAAUGCAAUCAGUGUACGUCUCUGAUGGUUGGUUUAAUACGACAGGGCUGUACCUGUGAAGUAUGUGGAUUCUCUUGCCACGUGACCUGUGCAGACAAGGCUCCUGCAGUAUGUCCAAUCCCUCCCGACCAGACUAAAGGACCUUUGGGAAUAGAUCCACAGAAGGGCAUAGGAACAGCUUAUGAAGGACAUGUCCGAGUACCAAAACCAGCUGGAGUAAAGAAAGGCUGGCAAAGAGCGCUGGCAGUGAUCUGUGAUUUUAAACUCUUCCUCUACGAUGUAGCAGAAGGAAAAGCAGCCCAGCCCAGCGUGGUAGUGAGUCAGGUCAUAGACAUGAGGGAUGAAGAAUUCUCAGUGAGUUCUGUCUUGGCCUCAGAUGUCAUCCACGCAAACAGAAAAGAUAUCCCCUGUAUCUUUAGGGUUACAGCUUCCCAGCUCUCUGCAUCCAGUAAUAAGUGUUCAAUCCUGAUUCUAGCAGACGGUGAGAAUGAGAAAAGCAAGUGGGUAGGAGUGCUGAAUGAAUUGCAUAGGAUCUUGAAGAAGAAUAAACUCAAAGACCGUUCAGUCUAUGUUCCCAAAGAAGCUUAUGACAGCACCUUACCCCUCAUCAAAACAACCCAGUCAGCAGCGAUCAUAGACCAUGAACGAAUAGCUCUGGGGAAUGAAGAAGGGUUGUUUGUUGUGCAUGUCACCAAAGACGAGAUCAUCCGUGUUGGUGACAAUAAGAAGGUUCAUCAGAUUGAGCUUAUCCCAAGUGAACAGCUCAUUGCAGUGAUCUCAGGACGGAACCGUCACGUGCGCCUUUUCCCUAUGGCUGCCCUGGAUGGAAGGGAGACUGAGUUCUAUAAGCUGGCAGAGACAAAAGGCUGUCAGUCAAUAGUUUCUGGACAUGUGCGCCACGGAGCUCUUACCUGCCUGUGUGUAGCUAUGAAAAGGCAGGUCCUCUGUUAUGAACUAAAUCAGAGCAAGACACGCCACAAAAAGAUCAAGGAGAUCCAAGUCCAGGGCAAUGUCCAGUGGAUGUCAGUCUUCAGCGAUCGUCUUUGUGUGGGCUACCAGUCCGGCUUCCUAAAAUACCCCCUUCACGGAGAAGGCAGUCCAUACAGUCUGCUCCAUCCCGAUGACCACACACUCUCAUUUAUCUCGCAGCAGCCAACUGAUGCCAUCUGUGCAGUCGAAAUCUCAAAUAAAGAGUACCUGCUGUGUUUUAGCAGCGUAGGGGUUUACGUUGACUGCCAGGGCCGAAGAUCCAGACAACAAGAGUUGAUGUGGCCUGCAACUCCAUCUUCUUGCUGUUACAAUGCACCAUACCUCUCUGUGUACAGUGAAAAUGCAAUUGAUAUCUUCGAUGUGAACUCCAUGGAGUGGAUUCAGACUAUUCCUCUCAAAAAGGUACGACCCUUGAAUACAGAAGGAUCACUAAACCUUUUAGGCCUGGAGACAGUUAGAUUAAUUUAUUUCAAAAACAAAAUGGCAGAGGGUGAUGAACUGGUAGUUCCUGAGACAUCAGAUAACAGCAGGAAGCAAAUGGUCCGAAACAUCAACAACAAGCGCCGCUAUUCAUUCAGAGUACCAGAGGAGGAGAGGAUGCAGCAGAGGAGGGAGAUGCUACGCGAUCCAGAAAUGAGAAAUAAAUUAAUUUCUAACCCAACUAAUUUUAACCACAUAGCACAUAUGGGUCCAGGAGACGGUAUCCAGAUCCUCAAAGACCUUCCAAUGCCACAGCAAGGGCAGCAGGCCCCUGUGACACCAUGUAAGGAAGGUGCUCAGAGGACUGGGGGUGACAAUCAGCGUUCCCCUUAUCAAUUCCCUCAUCAUCACUCCCGCCUGAUCUCCUCUCCGAGCAACUUUGAGCACAUCUACCACAUGACUGUUAAUUCAGCUGAAAAAUUCCUCUCUUACGAUUCCAUAAACCCUGCAUUUUCCCCGCCUCCACGCUCUGUCCUCGGUACUCCAGACUUUAUGACUCGGAGGAAUCUUCGGCCUCAGGAAAGCCGGACCGUGUUCAGUGGCUCUGUCAGCAUCCCAUCAAUCACCAAAUCCCGCACGGAACCAGGACGAUCGAUGAGUGCGAGCAGCGGGUUAGCAGCACGAUCGUCUGCACAAAACGGCAGUGCUCUGCGGAGGGAAUUCUCGGGAGGUAGCUAUGGAGCAAAGCGUCAGCCUAUGGCAUCACCCUCAGAUGGCUCCUUAUCCUCUGGCGGUCUGGACCAAGGCAGCGAUGCACCAACAAGGGACUAUGAGCGAGAGGACUCUGACUCUCCGAGACACUCUACUGCAUCGAACAGCUCCAACCUCAGCAGCCCUCCCAGCCCUGUUUCUCCUCACAAGACCAAGAGCCUCUCCCUGGAGAGCUCUGACCACGUGAGUUGGGACUCAUGAACUGCUUUAGCAUUCAGAUUUGACAUCACAGCAGCUUGCUGUCCCCAUGGCUGUCCCCUUCACUUGUUCCAGUUCUCGCCUUCAUCAUCCUAACCCUCCCCAUUCCCUGUCUGAAAGUGAUCUGGGAGUGGGGUACAGAGGAAGGUAGAAGCUGGUUGUCUUCAGCACCGUUCGGCACUGCCUCACCCUCCCUUCCCCAGAUUUGACAGCAGCAAAUGAGCAAAGCUAGGGUGUUGGUAAAUAUCAGAUGCUGUAGAUCUGUAUUCGUAUUGGUUUCCUUUUUGUGGUUACAGCUGCUUCAUUUUUAAAGAUAUAUUUAUCCCACCCCCCUUUCCAUCUCCCCAAAAGUAGCUUAAGUAGACCAGACCAGUAUCAACAAGAGAAACUGCAGAGGGAUUUUGUUUUCAUACAAUAGCUCAUCGUACUGUACAAAAGUAGCACAGAGACCCCUUCCCCUGCAUGGGGAAUGAUCAGUAUGUCAGAGGCACAUAAAAGCUUUCAGCCACCACGUUUGAAUGUCAAUCUGAUUGUCGCCAGCAAAUCCUUAUUGAUUAAAAUGAUGCAUAUUUUACUACAGUACAGAGUUUAAAUAAAUAGGCAGAUGUUAGAUUAAAAUACGUAUGUAUAUAUUCAAAGAAAAAAAAAAGCAUUGUGUAUGCAGCAGAAGAUGGAUGCUUAUUUAAGAGAGCCUUUAAUUUAAGAUUUGUGUUGUCCCUGUUUUCAUGCUUGGUAAUAUACAGACUUGGAGGCCUGGCCUAAAACCUUUUGCAGGACAGACACCCCUUUUGCGUAGCACUCGCUGCACUGCAGGAGAGGUCCCUGCGGUGCUUUCACCGUAUUUCUUUCCUUCUGGCAGUAGCAUAACUGAAGCUGUAAUUCCUACUUUCAUGUUAAUCCCCGUUCUUUGCAAAAACGACAGUUGGGAAGCAACCCCCUGUCCCAACCACCAGGGUCAGCCAGUGGCUGCCCUAGUUUCUAGUGUGCUAGCUGUGCAGCUUGAGGAACCUUACAGCAUGCUACAGUAGAGGUCCUUAAGGCAGAAAGGGAGUUCAGUGCAGCAGGAUUCAACAGGAAAACUGUUUCCCUGGGUCAGACUUUGGCCAGGUUUAACUCAGAAGGGAGCAGUCUUCCACAUCUCCUUGAACAUCCCUAACCAUAAAACUGUUACUGGCAUUACCAAAUACUAGUUUCUAACACACAUCAGCCAAAUGAGUGCCCUUAGCCCAAAGCUAGCCCUGGCUAGCUAUGCUGUCACUGUAGCAACCAAGAACCUUGAAGACUGACCUCAGACUGUUCACACUGUGGUAGUCAAAGAUGUCUAGUCACCCACAACUGCCAUGCUGGCAAGGUUGGUUUUCUUCUCCCUCCCUCCCCGUGCUGUGGGUUUGUGCAAUUGGCAGUUGUUUCUAUGUGCUCACCUGCUGUUUGGUUCCAAUAGCAGGUCAGGCUCGAGGGCGGAAAGUAUUGCAGUGGAAGACAGAGCCCACUGAAGUUGGUCAUGCAGUCAACAGCAUAAAGUGAGAGACUGAUGUACAAAUGGAUGCUAACAGGAGGAUGUAUCUACUUAGCAAGGUAGAUGUGUUUUUCAUUUGGGAGCGUGUUCAGAUAAGCCUCUCCAUAGUACUGUUGCUGGCUUUAUACUAUGACCAUACUCAAAACACGUAAGGGCUUUUUGUAAUUAGAAUACUGUUUUUGUGGGUUUUGGAAACUUGUUACGGCUCUUGUUAAACCAUUCCAUUUUCUGGCAGUCAGCAGUAUGUAGUGUUUCUCCCACACAGAGAUUGUUUGGAGUUCUCCAGAUUCUGUCUUCUCUUACAGAAGUUCUAGGUCAUUUCAGACCAUGUACAGACAUUUCCAGGUAUGAUCUAAAUGUGAAACAGGGAAUGAGGCACAGAAUCCUCUAAUCCAUUUAAUCAUGUUGGGUCUCCUAGGUAAGAUUUCUCUUUCACUCUGAAUCAAGAGCCUUGGCCAGGUUUUAAGCUCAUUAAAUGUUAUUUGGGGACAGGAAUUCAAGAAAUUUGUUUAAAACCCAUUAUGUCAAAAGCCCGUCUCUCUCCUGUUUGGGUUUUUCAGAGUGGCGAAGCUGGUUGUGUUGCUUGUUUCCACUUCAAGGCUUCUAUUUUUGCAAGCCUGACAUUUAAUAUUAAAAGCUUUACCAAACAGCUGAAGCUCUUGAAAUUAAUUCCUCCCAGAGAAGUGUUCAGUCUUUCUUAGGGACAGAGAUGCAGGGUGGUAUUGGCAUUAUUAAAAUUCCACAUCAGCUUCUCUUUAAAGGCUGCGUAUUGCUUCAAGUAUAGCCACUGCUUUUUCCCCACAGUUCCCUCCUUUUGGUGAAGCAUGUCCACACACUUCUCAAAGCCUUUGCAGACUAGUUUUGUAUUUGCUGUAUGUUGUAUUUAAACAUUAAUCUUAUUUUGAUGUUGAGAGAAGGCAUUGAAACAGCAGUCAUUGAAGAUAGAGCAGCCUGCUUGCCUGUCCCGAGGGAGGGGCACAGGAUCUUUUCUAUUAACAAACAAACAGUUGAGCUAAUGCUCUACCUGAAAAUGGAACCUGAAAAGCCACAACACAGCAAAUAAUUGAGUAAACCCCUGUGUUUACUCUUGUUAUGGUGCCUGCAAUUUACUGAUAUCAAAACCUGGCAUUUUCAGGCAGAGCAUAGGUCAGCUGUGUUACAAAACUAAGCUCCAGAGCCCUACCCUUUGUACACCACAGUUUCUAAGCCUUGGCAGUCUCCUUUAGGAUUACUAUAUUUAAUCAUCUGUUUGGUACCGUGCAGUUUUAUACACAUUUCUUCAAAAGAGAAACAGCAACUGUUCUCUCAGUUGAAAAGCAAAUGACCACAUCACUUAUUUGAAAAGGGAAGAAUUGUCCUGGGACUUAAAUAGUUUGGUAGAUUUGGGGACCAUUUGAUGAUACACUCAAUUUUAAACUACACUCAUCUCUUUUUGUUGCUAUGAACACUGAAACCAUAUGCAUACUGUAGCUGAGCUUUCUAAACACUCAUUGGGCUAGGAAAAGUAACUUGGUCAUUUGAACUGUAAGACUCUUGACUGGUAUCUCGAAGACAGUUGUCUCUUAGGGUUUGAUGUUUGCUACGUUGCACUGUAGCAUCGCUUCAAUUUCACAGUUAGAGGCCUGCAUUUUGUUCAGGGAGCUUUCAAAUCUCCCAUUGAGUUUCUGACUGUAGCAUAUGUUCUCUGUACACAGUAUGUAUCUAUCUAGCCGAUUUUUUCCUUUUGGCUGAGACUGAAGGCAUUUGCAUUUUUGACACAGUUUAAACAUUUGGGUUGUUGGGUUUCUGCAUUAUUUUCUUUCUCUUGUGAUGGCAACAAAGGAUCUGAACAGAUUCAGGCAGCUACUAAGGAUUCCAGGUUACAGAAUGAAAAAGGGUUGGUAAAAGUUUUCCCCUACAUGUGCACGCACACAGGUAUGUGGCUUCCUUCCACAUUUCAUAAACCCAGAAGCAGGGUUAGAGCACUCUCUUCUCUCUUGCCUUUGACCUGUAGAAGACAGCUGGUGGUUUCAAACAGACAUUCCUGAGGCUGUGGUGAAAUAGUUGCUUCUUUUUCCUCUCAGUUGCUGUGGCUUGGUAUGAAUGUGCAUUCUGCCCAUUUGAACGGGUUUCCAAACUUGAGUCAGGAAUGUUACCUCUUUGAUUUGAUUCUGAUGAAAUUACAAGCCAGGUGUGCUAUUCUCAGGUAUACAGCAGAGGGAAGUUAACAGUCUUGUUAUACCAAAAGAGUCUAAAAAGCAUAGUUUAUUUAUAGAACUGUAGUUUAACUGCACGUAACUGGUUCACAGCCUUUCAGAACACAACAGCUGGAGUAUUAACACAGCAAGAGAUUCUGGCACCAUAUUGUUUUGCAUGGCCAGACCCUGGAUGACGGGACAGACAUGCUCUUAGGUGGAAGAAGGUUUGCUUUUCAUUUUAUGCACGCUGUUCAAAUGAAUACAUUAAGGAUAAAAUUUAUUGCAGUGCAAGUUCCCCCACUCCUGAGCCUUAGGCUGAGAAUCAAAGUGGCACGUAGUACUUCUGCUUGGGGGUUUUGUGUUAAUAGGAGUCAUUUCCAGGGAGGAAAUGGGACAACUUUCUGCACUAACCCACUGUAUUUGAUAAAUGCUCCCAGACACAGCCCUGCUGCAGGCUCCCCGGUCUAAAUUCCAGCUCUUUGUCUUUCAUUUCAGCCGCAGCUCAGUACAACCUAUUUUCAUUCUCCAUUUAAGAAAGUCUCAUCCACAGGGAAGAAAUCCACAACCAAAUCAGUGUUGGUAUUUCUGAGCAAUUAUACCUGCCUUUUUAUGUAUGACAGUUUCAUAUCAUUUAUUUUUAAAAUAUGGGUUUUUUUUAGGUUUUUCAUUGUAAUAUUAUUGUACAGUUUUGCAUGGCAUAGAUGUAAUCACUUUUUUUGUUUUAGAGUAUAAAAGCUGACAAGUGUGCGUGUGGGGGAAAGAUUCUGCUUUUUGCCUCUUCUCACUCUUUUGUUUAAUGCCCUCAAUGUUGUAGGGGACAUUGUAAGAGAUUCUCUGCUACAGAACAAUGAUGUAGAUUCUUUUGCACAGAAAUAUUUAAGGUGGGAAAGUCAACAAUGUAAAAAUGACUUACCGCCAAUAUUUUAUGUUGGUAACACACUUAAUAUUAACCUACUUUGAUGUACUGCAAUAAAACAGGGAACUGUUAGAAA